This is a messenger RNA of Acanthopagrus latus (yellowfin seabream), 1908 nucleotides long. RefSeq names its product isocitrate dehydrogenase [NADP], mitochondrial-like. Gene Ontology annotation, molecular function: isocitrate dehydrogenase (NADP+) activity; magnesium ion binding; NAD binding. Gene Ontology annotation, cellular component: mitochondrion. NCBI's taxonomy places the organism in Eukaryota, Metazoa, Chordata, Actinopteri, Spariformes, Sparidae. The transcript is spliced from 11 exons. The record is from RefSeq and is a predicted model, not a curated record. The coding region runs from base 157 to 1512 and encodes 451 amino acids. Gene Ontology annotation, biological process: isocitrate metabolic process.
GCGGUGUGCGCAUCGCGGGCUCAGUGAAACCUCCAUAAAAACCCACAAGAAGAAGAUUAGGAGCGUCACGGGUUUAACGGGCUGUACCGGCACUGCUGUCCAUUCAUAACAGAGAACCGUGUCCCGUGUGUGUGACCCUGAUCACCCUCCCUCAGCAUGGCGGGUUACCUGAAAGCUCUGAGCACCGUGUCGAGGAGCGCAGCCGCCGGACUGUCGCAGAGCCCCGCCGUCCUCUCCCCGGCCGCCGUCCGCCUCCAGCAGAGGAGGAACUAUGCCACAAAGCGCAUCAAGGUGGACCAGCCGGUGGUGGAGAUGGAUGGAGAUGAGAUGACUCGCAUCAUAUGGGAGUUCAUCAAAGAGAAGCUCAUCCUGUCCAACGUUGAAGUCGAGCUGAAGUACUACGACCUGGGUCUGCCCUACCGCGACCAGACAGAUGACCAGGUCACCAUCGACUCCGCUCUGGCAACCAAGAAGUACAACGUGGCCGUCAAGUGUGCCACCAUCACCCCAGACGAGGCCCGAGUUGAGGAGUUUAAGCUAAAGAAGAUGUGGAAGAGUCCUAAUGGAACCAUCCGGAACAUCUUGGGCGGCACGGUGUUCCGUGAGCCAAUCCUUUGUAAAAACAUCCCUCGCCUGGUUCCCGGCUGGACGCUGCCCAUCACAAUUGGCAGACAUGCUUUUGGCGAUCAGUACAGGGCCACGGACUUUGUUGUCGACCAGCCCGGCAAGUUCAAGAUGGUGUUUUCUCCAGCUGAUGGAAGCCAGAAGAAGGAGUGGGAGGUGUACAACUUCACCGCGGGGGGCUGUGGGAUGGGAAUGUACAACACAGAUGAGUCCAUCACUGGAUUUGCUCACAGCUGCUUCCAGUACGCCAUCCAGAAGAAGUGGCCUCUGUACAUGAGCACCAAGAACACCAUCCUCAAGGCGUACGACGGCCGCUUCAAAGACAUCUUUGAGGAAAUCUUCGAGAAGCAGUACAAGCCAGAGUUUGACAAGCUGAAGAUCUGGUACGAGCACCGUCUCAUUGACGACAUGGUGGCCCAGGUGCUGAAGUCUUCCGGAGGAUUCGUUUGGGCCUGCAAGAAUUACGAUGGAGACGUGCAGUCGGACAUCCUGGCUCAGGGUUUUGGUUCUCUGGGUCUCAUGACAUCAGUGCUAGUGUGCCCUGAUGGAAAGACCAUCGAGGCCGAGGCUGCCCACGGCACCGUCACCAGGCACUACCGCGAACACCAGAGGGGAAGACCGACCAGCACCAAUCCCAUCGCGAGCAUCUUCGCUUGGACCAGAGGGCUGGAGCACCGAGGCAAACUGGACGGAAAUCCAGACUUGAUAAAGUUCUCCCAGACGUUAGAGAAAGUCUGCGUGGCGACGGUGGAAAAUGGUGUGAUGACCAAGGACCUCGCAGGCUGCAUCCAUGGCUUGGCAAACUGCAAGCUGAAUGAACAUUACGUCAACACGUCAGACUUCCUGGACGCAAUCAGAACCAACCUGGACAAAGCUCUGGGCAAAUGAAGAACAAUCAGAAGAAAUACUUGCCUGUCUUUAGAUUUGAAGCUCAUUCUUACCAUCUGUUUUGUAUAAACCUUUUUAUAUGAAAUUUUGAAGGACCAAAGUUUGCUACUUUAUGUGCACUUUCUUUAUUUGUAAGCUCACAGACACGUUGCUGUGCCCGUGGUUUUGUGCCUUUCCUGCUGCCAACAGUCCAGUUUUGUAUCACACAGUUAAGUGAUUUUACUGUAAGAAUUAAUAUUAAUCCUAAAGUCAAAUUUUCAUGACAGUGUCAUAUCAUCGUAUCAUAUAUUUUCACUUUUGAUAAGAAGAUGUCUUCAGGGACCUGUAUGUACAAAAAAGGAAUAAAACUUGUUUAAUAAUAAAAACAAAUAGUGAUCCUUAAUCACCCCAGAAAAA